This is a messenger RNA of Owenia fusiformis, 582 nucleotides long. The record is from the annotation of a GenBank genome assembly. NCBI's taxonomy places the organism in Eukaryota, Metazoa, Annelida, Polychaeta, Sabellida, Oweniidae.
AUGAAAGACGGGGACGCCGUAUUACCUACUAUCCUAAUGACAGCGUUAAAGAAAAAUCGGAAAGAAAUCUGCAGGAUUCUCAUAGAACGUGGCGCAGACAUUAAUGCCUCCGAUUCACUCGGGAGAAGUGCUUUGGUAGUAGCUGCAAAACACAGCGCGGCCAAUUUCUAUUUCUUGAUAAGUAAAGGCGCAGAUGUCAACGUUAGAGUAAAUGAUGAAUCGGAAACGAUAUUGAUGCUAGCUGUGAAAAUGAAACGUCUAGGAUUUUGUCGUCGUCUUUUGGAAGGUGGUGCAGAUUUGAAUGCAAUUUCCAAAACAGGAAAGACUGCUUUGAUUAUAGCUAUAGAGAUGAGAUUUAAAUCAUGUGUCAGACUGCUAAUGGAUGCAGGUGCAGAUGUAAACAUUAAGGAAUGUGGAAAGACAGCUAUUGUAUACGCCAUUGAGGAAUUCUACCCGCCAUCUUAUGUUCAAGCAAUAGCAAAGCGUGGUGCAGAUUUAAACGUGACGAUGAAUGAUGGAGAAACUUUACUGAUGCUGGCAGCAAGGAACCCAUUUUUAAUCGUUUUGGAAUUGAUAUUUUAA